This is a messenger RNA of Daldinia vernicosa, 2589 nucleotides long. RefSeq names its product TRF2-interacting telomeric protein/Rap1 C terminal domain-containing protein. Bases 1 to 2589 code for a protein of 862 amino acids. The record is from RefSeq and is a predicted model, not a curated record. Gene Ontology annotation, cellular component: shelterin complex. Gene Ontology annotation, biological process: telomere maintenance via telomere lengthening; regulation of DNA-templated transcription. Lineage: Eukaryota; Fungi; Ascomycota; Sordariomycetes; Xylariales; Hypoxylaceae. The transcript is spliced from 4 exons. Gene Ontology annotation, molecular function: telomeric repeat DNA binding.
AUGUCGGCCCCUAUCGUCUACGAAGGGACCUUAGCCCGUAAAAACCCUUCUCAGAAUGGCCUGUUUAGCGGCAAGCGUUUUUGGGUUGGGCAUCGUGUGCCAUCGCGGCUCCGCUUUGUUCAAAUGAUCCAGAACAACGGGGGCCAGGUAGUUCCUCUCGAGAAGGAUGCAGAUUAUCUGAUCGCCGACCACGCCAUAAAGAAUACUUGUCUACCUGGAUCAUAUUCUUAUAAGUGGAUCGACGAGUCUUGUAAAGAUGGCGUUUUGAAGGAACCUGAAAAUUACUUGUGUGUUCCUACUAAGCAGAGUGAGCCUACUAAAACGGGUAAGCCUCAACCUUCUGGCUCGGCCGCUCCUCUGAAGACUAGAAGGACCAUGUUUACUGCCGAGGAUGACCGGAUCCUCAGGAGUUGGGUUGCCAGUCACGCAAGACAAGGAGCGAGAAUAGCAGGAAAUACAAUUUAUAAAGAGCUCGAAGAAAAGUACCCACAUCAUACUUUUCAGUCGUGGCGAGACCGGUGGAUCAAAAAAUUACAAUCUCUCCCUUGGCUGGAAGAGCCUGAUAGAACGCCAUCUCCUCCACCAACUAGACGAACUUCAGCCCAUGCCUCUCCGAAGACUCCUGGAUCUCUUGGGAGGCGCGUACCUACUCGGAACGCUGCCGUCACCCGGGAGCGGACCGAAUUUACCGACGAGGACGAUGAGCUACUCAUGCAACACGUCAUGGAUUGUGUACGUCAGGGCAAGGAAAUCACAGGGGUGAAGAUUUUCCGUGAUCUCGCUGACGACUUCCCGCAACAUACAGCGGAAUCAUGGAUGACCCGUUGGACUGAGAAGCUUGGGCCGAGAUUUAUGAUACGACCUGCUGAAGAGGAACCCGAAGAGGAACCUGAAGAGGAACUUGGAGAGGAACUUGAAGAACCUGAAGAAGCGGUAAAAGCAGCACUAGAUACGCGAACAGAAAUGGAAGCCGAACAGCCCCAGGACGUAUUGACGCCGCUCAAGAGCUCUCGAAUACGAAGUUCGACACAUUCAUUGCAUACUGUAGAUGAAGCGCCGACAGCAGUUACUAGUCCAGCUGAGGCUAACGUAGUUAAGAAUAAAGGUAAAGAACACCAGAUUCUUCAUACUGAAGUUCAGACAACACCCCAGGCACCUGCACAGGAAUCAGAAGAACCAGCGGAUGACUCCGAUCAAUCAUUUCCUAAUGAUAUUUCUAUGAAGGAGCAAUUUCUUUGCGAUUAUCAGGCAUAUGUGGAAGUCGAAGGACUCCAAUUUGUACCCUGGGUCACGAUAAAAGGGCGUACGUUCGAACUUUGGGAUCUAUGGCAAGCUGUCGCCUCUCAGAAGAUGGACUCUAGUGAGCGCGACUGGCAACAAAUUGCAGAAAGGCUUGGGUUCGACUGGGUUCAACACGAAACUAUUCCCGAUGAGAUCAGAGAGUAUUAUGAGAAAUAUCUUGCCGCUUUUGAAGAAAUUUGGGAGAGUUUCGAUGCCGAUACGGCCGAUGAUAGCGAGGACGAAGAAGCCGAAGAAGAUGAAGAAGAUUCAAAUGCUCGGGAACUUUUACCAUCAUCACCACCAAUUAUGCCCUCCUUAAAACGAUCAUUUGAUGCGCAUCGCUCGCCAUCCGAUCACACAUACCCACAGCCGUCACCUAAGCGGCGAAGAAUCAAUCGAGACGCGGAGAUUCCGUCUACUCCCGACCAUGUGAAUAAAACUUCCGAUCUGCGCUCCCAAGCUGAUAACGGUACAACCCCUAGCACCAGACGGUCGACCCAGCGUACUGCAGGUGAGAGGAUUGAAGAUAACGAAUCUCGAGAUGCAGUCCCUGAGCUUCCAGUCUUUGAAACUCAGGUAAAUUUUGAGAUGGAGUCGCAGUGCAAUAUUACUCCGUCGCAGCAGCUUCAUCAAGAAUCCGAUGCGAUAUCUCUGGAUCCUGCAGACGCAUCACCUACGCCCAAGGUUAGAACUCGGGUCACUAAUCGAGGAACCCCUACACCAAAAAGAUUAAUCCGGAACCCUUUCCAGGAAGACUCCGAUGGCGAGAUGACAAGGCCAACAACCACCAGUCAUAGCUACGAUAAUUCUGUAAGGGCCACUGUUUCAGGAAUAACUAAACGCCGUUCUCUGCCUAAAUCUUAUGCUCAAAAGUCGCCACCUACUAGCGGUGCUUCCACUUCAGUAGUAGCUCCCAGAGAAGAUAUUCAGCACUCACGCCUAGAGCGGUCUCAGCUGUCACGCCGCUUAAGUUCGCCUAAAGAAACGCCGGAAGAUAUCAUCGAUCGUUUUUGCUCUUUAGGUUAUCCGAGAGGGAUAGUACUCCAAUCGCUACGGGCCACGACCUGGCGUCUCGGUGACGCCGGUCACGUCAUGGAAAUACUGAAACGAGGCGAGGAGCUGCCACAGAGGACCCACGGAGUCUGGACACAGCGCGAUGAUGAUGCAUUAAAGUUGGUGACAGCGGACGAGCCUCCAAAGGAUGACAAAGAGAAGAGGAAGCGCAUAAAGGCUCGAGAGCGGCUUGAGAAGAAGCACGGUCCAGAAUUGAUGGAGCUUCGGCGCAAGUAUUUGUGGGAAGUUGUGUAG